AUGCUGUCCACGCUGAACGCCAGCUGGAACCCUGAAGAUAAACAGCAACCAGACACACAGACUGAAUUCAAAGCUGCCACACGUACCAUCCGUGCCGCCGUGGUGCCCAUCCUGCACCGCGACCUUAAGUCCAGCAACAUUCUGCUCCUGGAGAAGAUCGAGCAUGAUGACGUGUGCAAUAAGACGCUGAAGAUCACGGACUUCGGGCUGGCGCGGGAAUGGCACCGCACCACGAAGAUGAGCGCGGCGGGCACCUACGCCUGGAUGGCCCCGGAAGUCAUCAAGUCGUCCCUGUUCUCCAAGGGAAGUGACAUCUGGAGCUAUGGGGUGCUGCUGUGGGAGCUGCUCACGGGGGAGGUCCCCUAUCGCGGCAUCGACGGUCUCGCCGUGGCCUACGGGGUGGCGGUGAACAAGCUCACCCUGCCCAUUCCGUCCACCUGCCCCGAACCCUUCGCCAAGCUCAUGAAAGAAUGCUGGCAACAAGACCCUCACAUCCGCCCGUCCUUCGCCUUAAUUCUCGAGCAGCUGACCGCCAUCGAAGGGGCGGUCAUGACGGAGAUGCCCCAGGAGUCCUUUCAUUCCAUGCAGGACGACUGGAAGCUGGAGAUACAGCAGAUGUUCGAUGAGCUGAGAACAAAGGAAAAGGUGAGAACAUGCAUCGAGCUGCCAGAUACACGCACACACACGUAUGAAGCUGAUGGAGGACAGGAGUCACGAGCCAUCGCGGGCACUCUAAAAUGUUUCCAGACAUCAAUAUUUAUUGAUUCUUGCUUUCUAGUUCAAACAAAACAGAGCUGUAUUAGAAAUCAAACCAGGAAAUCUCAGUCCUUUCUCUCCCUUCUGACAGAUUUCCAGCACAAGAUCACCGUGCAGGCCUCUCCCAACCUGGACAAACGGAGGAGUCUGAACAGCAGCGGGUCCAGUCCGCCCAGCAGCCCCACUGUGAUCCCGCGGCUCCGGGCCAUACAGCUGACUUCGGAUGACAGCAACAGAACGUGGGGAAGGAGCACGGUCUGCCGACAGGAAGAGUUUGAGGAUGUAAGAAGGAAUUUCAAGAGGAGAGGUUGUACCUGGGGACCCAGUUCGAUCCAAAUGAAAGAACGAACUGAUUGCAAAGAACGGAUAAGACCUCUCUCGGAUGGCAACAGUCCUUGGUCAACCCUCUUCAUAAAACAUCACAAAACCAUGCCUUUGGCAUCAUUGUUUGUGGACCAACCAGGUGCUUGCGAAGACCCGAGACCCUCUGCGGACGGAUCAGAGCCCAGAAAACCACAGCAGAUCAAACCCUCAGCGCCAGCCCCGGCGGACCCGCCUCUGGGGAAAGACGGGCAGCGAGAGAGCCCGCUGGAGACUGAGAACUGGGAGGAGGCUGCCUCAGCCGCGGGCACCCCUCAGGGGACCCCGACCCACACUCUGAGCAGGCCGCCCCCCAGGAGAAGGACGGAGGGCGCCCUGUACAGCUGCACCGCGCUGUUGGCGGCCGUGGCCCUGGGCCUGGACAUCCGAGAGCUGCCCCGGGUGCCGGCCGCGGAGGAGCCGGGGCCCAGGGAAGAAAGGAAGAAACGCGAGGGCAUCCUGCAGCGGGCACCCUGGCCCCGGGGGGCCGCCGAUCGCCCCCGGGCAUCGGCCACGCUGCCCCCGCCCAGCGCCCUGGGUCUUCUCUCCAGGCCUUCCCUCUCCACCAAGUGCCUGCUGCAGGAGGAGGGCGGGGAUUCCCUUGAGGGCGGUGCGCACAGCAUGCGUGCCCCCGACGACGUGCCCACUCCGGGUGUCUGUCCGGCCGCAGGAGGAUGCCAGCCCGCCUCCCCACCCAGACGCGAGGCUGAGAGCGGGGUGUGGAGGCACCUGGGUCUCCCCUCCUCGGAGCUGACCCGUGGGAACGCGCCUCCCUGCGCUUCUUCGAAGAAAAGGGCAGCGAGUCACAGGCGGACGGUGUCCGAUGGCAACGCCUCUCUGGCCCCAGGCACACAGGCCUUCGAAUUCUACCCUACGCCUUCCUUUCACAUAUCUGGGUUCUGGGAAAAGGAUAAUAGAGCCUUCACCCCUGUGCCUCCCGCCUCCGCCCUCCCAGCCCCCGUGGACGCCCCCCAGGCCUUCCCGGGGAGGACAGAGCCCGCGCAGACCGACCCUGGCCUGGGCGGCGGGGCACCGACCCCUGGCUAUCCCCUCGGAGCCCGGGACAGAACUAGGUCGCUCGGGCCCUCCUUGCUGGACGCCGACGUGCAGGGCCAGAGCCAGGACUGCACGCCGCCCCUGUGCCGGGUGAAGAGUGGGAGCGGCCGUCCGUCCGUCCACCAGCUGGAGAAGGAGUUCCUGUCUUAGUGCCUUAUGUGAUGCAAGCAUUCCUCUCUCUUGUGAGGUGAACAAUUAAAACACUGCGUCUGUCUUUGAGUUGUUCCAUGCUACUGGGUCUCGCAGAGCGGCGGCCCCGUGCCUGCAGCGGUCAUGGGUCCGAGAGGGACAUGGACGUGAGCGCUGCAGGCCGGCCGUCUAAGGAGACGGUGUUGCCGCUGGAUUCCUGCCUAGGGACGUGAAACACGCUCCAAUGUGAGAGUGUGUGGCCACGCAGAACGCACAGCUCUGCUAGGGAGAGUUAGGGAAGCACAACGUUUAAUUCCGCUGCUCUCAUGUCUGCUGUCUGUGAGCUGACAGCACAGGAAGUGGUGGGUCACCCUGUCCCCUCCUUCCCUUUCUCCCUCUCCUUUCCUUUCUUCUCACCUUUCUUUCUCUCUCUAACUCUCUUUUGUGCAACAAAAAGCCAAGAAGAGGAAUGUGCUAUUAGUAAGUAAAGGUGCCUAUCUUUU
Messenger RNA from Myotis davidii, 2804 nucleotides. It is a transcript of the gene MAP3K21, whose product is annotated as mitogen-activated protein kinase kinase kinase MLK4. Bases 1 to 2322 code for a protein of 773 amino acids. Gene Ontology annotation, molecular function: JUN kinase kinase kinase activity; ATP binding. Gene Ontology annotation, biological process: protein phosphorylation. The record is from RefSeq and is a predicted model, not a curated record. The transcript has 11 exons. NCBI's taxonomy places the organism in Eukaryota, Metazoa, Chordata, Mammalia, Chiroptera, Vespertilionidae.